Messenger RNA from Drosophila suzukii, 3656 nucleotides. RefSeq lists its product as uncharacterized. Lineage: Eukaryota; Metazoa; Arthropoda; Insecta; Diptera; Drosophilidae. The record is from RefSeq and is a predicted model, not a curated record.
GAGGUGGUGGCGGAGGCGGGGUCAAGCAGAGCGUCAGCCGGAACAGCAACAUCCGGAGCAGCAGCUCCAACAGCACCAUGGCCUCGGCCAAUCACCGGGGUGGCGGCGGACGAGGCGGUGGCGGUGCCGUCGCCGGCGCUGGAGCGGAUGGCAAUGCGAUCGUCGGCCUGCAGAUCGGUUCCGCCUGGUUUCAGCGCAAGAUCAACCUGAGGCCGCAGCACCGCGGCGUCCACCUGGUCACCGAGGAGAUCCUCCGACAGAUGCCGGAGCUGGCGCACUUCUCGGUGGGAUUAUGCCACAUGCAAAUUCUUCACACAUCGGCGAGUUUAGCGUUAAACGAAAGCUGGGAUCCAGACGUCAGAGACGACAUGGAGAUGAUGUUGAAUAAAAUAGUUCCCGAAGGAUUGCCCUAUAGGCAUUCGUGCGAGGGACCCGAUGAUAUGCCCGCGCACGUGAAGGCCUGCUUCCUGGGCAGCUCCCUGACAAUCCCGAUCACCGAUGGCAAGCUGUCGCUGGGCACGUGGCAGGGCGUUUGGCUGUGCGAGCACCGCGACCAGGCCGGGUCCCGGAAGCUGGUGAUCACGCUGACCGGAUGUCCGCGCGAACAGGCCCGCAGCCCGCUGUCCCCCGUCUCGCCGAUCGCCAGCACGUCCAGUUAGGGGCGGCCUCGCUCCACCCGCGACAGCCGGUAAUCGCGGGGGAGCGACAAUAAUGCCAUCAUUUCGUCGAGGCGGCUGAUACUGCAGAAGAACUUGGCUAAGGCGAAUCUGGCCCAGCAGCGGGCGGCGGCGGUGAUUGCCGCCGGUCGGGGCGGAUUGGGUGGUGGUCAACAGGAUGCGUUGGCACCGCCCAAUAUACCCGGCAUGGAGACGAAGACCGGCCGCCUGCUGCUUCGCCAGCAGCUGCACCUCAAUCUCAAUCUGAAUGUGCAGGAAACGUUGCGCGAUGGCGUCGACAUCGAUGAUGUGGACGAGGAUGUCGACGAGGACGAGGACCUAGACCUAGACCUAGACCUAGAAACCGUCACAACAGUGCCUCUUAACAAUGAACAACUUAAUGCUAAGGUCACCACCACAACAUCCAGUUCAUCAGCAGCGAGCAGUGCAUUAGCUAAAUUCAAUCGCAUCAUUGACUCCACCUUGGAGCGGCCACCAGUGGCCCUAGAGUACUCCGGAUUGCCCAAGUUGAGCAGUGCCACAUUGCAGCAGCGCUUCAAUCUGGCCUAUCCGGAGUUGGUGAGCCAACAGCAGCAGCAACAGCAGCAACAUCUGCAACAGCAGCAGCAACAACAUCUGCAACACCAUCAGCAGUUGCAGCUGCAACAUGAUGCGACCAAGCAGAUCAGCAGCCUCCAGGGGAACCCCAGAUUGGAUCGUGGAACGGGCGCCGUUGCCAGCACCCCAUUAACACUUCAAGCACCCAAAACUCCAGCAACGGCGACGGAGGAGCAAAUGGAUCCGGGGCAAACCCACGACGACGAUCAAGACGACGAUGAUCAUCCCCACCACGACGAGGAUAAUCAAACGAAACGAAAUGAUGUGCAUUAUUUGUUGAAACAGUUGAAUAGUUUUAGUGAUAUAGAAGAAAUAGAAAUUGUUGAUAUGAAGCAAAGAGGUCAGCGGCCGCCGAUGGCGUCCAGUUCGUUGGCGACCAUGAUGCCGCCACCCUCGCCGGCACCGCCGGCCUCCCCAUCCACGCAGUCGCACCGGCUGGGGCCGCGGUUCGCCUCCUCAGGCGACAGUUCGCUGGUCCUGCCGCAGCACCAGUUCGACGACUACCUGUUCGAGUCCUGCCACUACCUGGAGACAAACUACUUUGCCGCCACAUACCGCACUGCCAUGGUCGAGAGCAGCUCCCACGAGUUCCGGCCCUCGACCAACAGCAGCUCGAACAGCUUCGAGCUGCACGAGAUGGAGCCGCCCAGUGUCAUCUGCAAGGCGGGGGCACCACCUCCUCCUCUGACCUCCAGUCAUUCUGGUCAUCCAGGUCACCUUGGUCAUCCGGUUCAUCCGCCGCCGCGGUAUCAAUUCGAGUACCAGGCGGAGACCCGGCUGACCACCAGUGGGGUGCAGACGGAGCUCACCGUCGAGUCGCUGGCCAAGAUGAGCAACUGCAGCGGGAGCAGCUCCUCCUCGACGAGGGCUCCUCCCUUCUUCCGUUGCUGCUACACGCCCAUCGAUCGCUGGCGGGAGAGGAGGCAGCAGCAGAAGAGCUCCUCGGCCUCCUCGUCCGCCGCCCAGCCGCCCAAGGACGUCUGACACUGGGCGUGGCAGUCCACUCGGAGAUCCAACAUGUGCCUGGCUAACUUACAUCAGGGAUGCAAGCCGGGGGAAAAUUGGGAUGGGUUCGGAAUUUGCAGACAUGGUUCGGUUUAAUGGGUUAACGUAGCAUUUUUCGGUCUAAAAAUUAGGGAGAUCUUGAAAUUUUUGGAUAUUUUUGAAAUCUAACAGUUUAAAAAUAACAUUCUUAUAUAAUUCUUGAGCAACUAACUUUUUCAUCUGAAUUCCGUUAUUUAAAAAAUUGGUUAACCGUAAUUCUACUCUCUAAUAAUAUCUUAAAUAUUUUAUUUUUAAAAUUCAAGACCGAACCACUUGCCUUAUAAAAAUGAUAAAAUAAAAUCAUAAACGGUUUGCAUCCCUGUUAUUUUGGUCGCUGUUCUCAUUUGCGAUAUCAACAAGAGAUUCCAUUUCGAUCGACAGUCGAUACACGAAUCACGAAUCCCUUAUCAUUCGAUGAAAGUUCAUUAUUGUACAAUUUAUAAAUGCUAAAACGUAAACAAGAAAUGUUAGUAAACAAUUUUUUAUACACACACCAGCCACACAGACAUUCGCACAUUUUUGCAAUACACCAAAGUAAAUGAUUUGGAAGUUUGUAUAAAUACUUAAGAUUGUUAAAUGUCUGGCAGAAAACUUGGAUGGCAAACGAAUACUGAUUCCAAUUGAAUUUAAAACAUUUUCGGCUUUCUUUUUGAGAACUAGCCAGGUUUUCUGCUAAGCAUUUGCCUAAGCUGAACUCAACUUGGGCCUAAAGUUGUAUUCGAAAAUGUUUCAACAGAAGAAAAUAUUGUUAAAAAUUAAAUGAAAACGUAGGGGACGCGAGAGCUUGUAUAGUAAGUUGAUGAAUAAAGUAAUUGAGAAUGAUGUUGAUAGUGGUCAGAUCAAAUGCAUAGAUGAAAGGCGCGCACGCCGGCACUUUUAAUUUUGUAGUCUAGAUUCCUGUUCCUCUCGCUUUACCAAGUCCGAUUGGUCUGUCUAUAUAUAUAUGGCAUUCAAAUUGACAAAUUAUCUGCGUGCGCGUGGGUUAUACGAUCCCCGAAACGGAUCAAAAACGAUAUAAAACAAAAGCAAUUGUUACAUCAAUUAGACACUAUAUUCUGUUGACUUAUCAUUUAAGCCCACUUUUUUCGUUUCGAAGAAUAAGCUUUUAAGGAAUUGUUGUUAGAGCACAAGAGAUACUGGCUAUACAAGCAAACCAAAUACGAAACGAUUCAACUCUUAAACAACCAAGAGCAAUAUUAGUUUUUAAAUCAGUUCGGAUUUGUCAAUUUUGUUGAGAACAUAUGCAAGUAAAAUACAUCAAAAUAUAUCACUAACUUGAAUAAGCCUCGAGAUCACGCUUUGGUUUAUCGGAAAAUAAAUAUAUAUACGCAAUUGGAA